Messenger RNA from Aphidius gifuensis, 1552 nucleotides. RefSeq lists its product as uncharacterized. The transcript is spliced from 7 exons. NCBI's taxonomy places the organism in Eukaryota, Metazoa, Arthropoda, Insecta, Hymenoptera, Braconidae. Bases 1 to 1176 code for a protein of 391 amino acids. The record is from RefSeq and is a predicted model, not a curated record.
AUGAGUGGAAUUUUAAGAAAUACAUUGCGUCUUGUUAGCACAGCAAAAUAUGCUACAAAUAAUUUUUAUAGUAGAAGAUUUGCAUCAUCCAUGAGUCGGGGAUUAGAAAAAUUUAUUCUAAACAAUAAAUUAGAUUUGAAAAAGCCAAGUGACUACUAUGUCAUUGGUUCUAAUCAAGAACCAAAAUUUUGGCAACAUGUAUGGGCCGAUAUAAGAAAAAAAACAUUUAUCAAUGCUGAUGCAGCAAAUGUUGCUAAAAUUGAUUAUUUCAUAGCAUCGAUAAGUGAUGCUCAAUCAUGGGUAACAGUACAAAAAAAAAAGGAAAAAUUUUAUUUGCCUGCCCCAUUCAAUAUUAAACGCAACGGAGAAUCAAUUAAACCUAUACCCACUGAAUCUGUUAGAGUAAAAUCACUUGCAUUUUCAUAUGAAAAUUGCAAUUUACAUGUAUCACGUGAAGGUGGUAAAUUAAAAAUACAAAAAGGAGAUAGUGGUGAAACUCUCAUUAUCAAUCAUUCAGUUCAUAUUGAAGCUCACCAAAAAACAUCUCGAACGAAGAAGAAUGCUUAUGUAAAAAAUAUACCAUCAAUACUUAUUUCUGACGUUGAAUUUGGUGAUACAAAAAUGAUUGUAAAAAGAGAAGGACAAGACGAAGAAACACAGAUGAUCCAAGGUCAUGCGCAAUACUCUGACGACUACCCCAGUGAUUUGCCACCUAACAAUGAGUUUAUCGAUGAGACAAAACUUGGACGUAAUGAAACAAUUGAUUUAAAAAAUAUACGUGGAUCAUUAGAUCUACAAUUUCCAAUGUCUCUGUCCAUUAAAGGGGGUCCACAAAUAAUUCAUAUACAAGAUCUUGAUGAUACUUUCACUGUCUAUCACAAAAUUGACAUUCAAGCUUACAAAGAUUUAACUAUUCAAAAAGAAUUUGAAAAAUCAAAAAUUGGUAAAAAUACUGUAAAUUUAAAAAAUAAAAAUGAUGCUACAAAAGAAGAUGAUAAUUCAAAAAUUGGAAAAAUUGAUAUACUACUUGACAGCGGCAAUCUAGCAUUGAGAACAUCGAGCCACUCUAGUUCCAAUUUCCGGACCACAUACCAAGUCAGGACUAUAGUUGACUUUGAUGGUCCAACACCAAGCAUUCAAAUUCAUCCUUCUUCUUUUUCAAGAAAAACCCUAUAAAUAAUUAUUAUUUUUUUUAUUUUUGAAUAUUUGAAUAAUAGGUUUAUCCCAAAUAGGUUUUUUUUUUUGGUCUAAUUUAUUAUUAUUCGAUAAAUGAUUAUUUGUACCAAUAAUAUAAACAAUUAAAUUCAUAUGAAAUUUUGACAUGACGUGUUGCUGAAUCUUUUUUAUUUUUAUCUUGUUUUUUUUUUAUACAUCAGUGUAAACAUUUAUGUGCUUAAUUAAUUUUUCUUUUUUAAUGAAUAAUAUUAAAAAAAACAUUAACUGGAAAAACUAUCACCUUGGAAGUUGAAGCCUCUGACACUAUUGAAAAUGUCAAGACCAAGAUCCAAGACAAAAAGAAGACAUGAAAGAUCAACAGAGUCUUUCACAUUUC